Molecule: messenger RNA, 870 nt
Organism: Diorhabda sublineata
Lineage: Eukaryota; Metazoa; Arthropoda; Insecta; Coleoptera; Chrysomelidae
Product: transcription initiation factor TFIID subunit 6-like
Exons: 1
Coding region: 1-870 (289 amino acids)
Biological process (GO): transcription initiation at RNA polymerase II promoter; RNA polymerase II preinitiation complex assembly
Cellular component (GO): transcription factor TFIID complex; SAGA complex; SLIK (SAGA-like) complex
Molecular function (GO): RNA polymerase II general transcription initiation factor activity; transcription coactivator activity
Source: RefSeq, a predicted model, not a curated record
AUGGAGGAAGAAGACUUGGAAAAAGUACAUUCACUUAGUAAAUUGAACCUAUCCUCCGAAUCACCAGAUUUACCUCUCACACUUAGUCCGACUGAGAAAGAAUUUUUUGAAAAGAUCUUAGACUGUAUUUAUGGCCCAGAUGAUGAAGAACGAGAGAGGGCAUUUCAUUUAUUAAGCGAAAAUAAACACAUCGAAUCCUUAGUACCAUAUUUAUGUGCUGCUGUAAUAGAUUUUAUACAUUUGAACAUGGAGAUGCCAACUAUGGAUUGCACUGUACGCACAUUAAGAGUGAUUAAACAUCUUGUAACGAAUCAACAUGUAAAUAUAGCUGACUACCUGCACCAAUUAAUUCCAGCAAUUGUUACCUCUAUUAUUUCCAACAAAGUUACUGAAUGCAGGUAUGAAAAUCACUGGUUUGUACGAAAUUUUUCUCUAAUGGUACUUAAAACCAUUUAUGACAAGUACAGCAAAUCAGAAGAAUAUGUUAAGCCAAUGGUCAUUAAUAUUUUCUUAAAAAUAUUAAAAGACUGUGGAAAUCACUCUCUAUCAACAUUAUAUGGAGCCAUUAAAGGUAUAGGAAUUUUUGGGGAAAUGGAAAUAGAAAAAUUCAUACUUCCUCACAUUUAUAACAUAGGAAAAAUGGUGAAAAAGCAGGAUACCACUUCUCUACGAUUUGCUCAAUAUAAUCAAUAUGCUCAAGAGGCAAAAAAAGUUAAACAGCUUAUAAUAAGUCUAGUAGCUCCCAUUUUACUAAAAAAAAGAGAUGCGAAUGAUGGAACAGCUUCAUAUCCAAGAAAAUUUGGAUAUCUCGGAAAAUUACUCUAUGUACAAAUGAACAAAUUGGAAAAAUUGGAAACACCUAAUCAAUGA